GAGCAUUUGUAGGAUAAAGGCGCCUUCCCCCACUGAGGGAGGAGGCGAGCGGUUCGUUGGAGACACUAGAACUCCCAACCUUGCCGUUAUAUUGCCUGGCUCUCACCUAUCGCUAUACCCUUCUUCAUUUUUAACACAUGGUGCCAUUGGCUCAGGAGGGGAAUCCUCCUUUCUCAGUCAGCUUCAGCUCAGCAUGGCAGAUGCUGGGGCCAUUCCAGAUUGGAACAAGAGAAGCAACGUGGGGAGCGGAUCCUCUAGAAUUCUUCGGCGGGUUCCGAAAUCUACAAUACGACCAAGAAGCUCGAUUCCGAAGCUCCCUCGCCAUAAGUGGGACCGUGGGAUGGUCUUUGCUUGAGGGAGAGACUGUGAAUUCCAACGCUUUCGGCUCAUCUGUCUCCCUGGCAGUCAAUUUUGGGACCGCCGGAGUACCGCUUCAAAGCAUAUAUGGAUGGGCUGCCCUGCAGUAUCAAGCAUGGGCUCGGGGCCAAUUUUCUACCGAUACCGAACAGGAUUGGCCCCUGAUUGUGUACUCCGACUCCAUCCUCGAGUUCUGGAUUGAUGGUGUGCAUUACUUCGGCGGAGACUUCUACUCUUUUCGCAAGGCACCUCCUGUGAUUCGUCUCGGCCCUGGCGAGCACACUAUCGAUGUCCGCCUCGUGUAUGAUGUGAGAGUUGGAGAGGCGAACUUCAACAUCGCGAUUGAGCUGGCGAGUGGGUCGUUGGAGGUCGUUUCCAAAGGUAUUGUAAUGGCGGAUGUAUUAGACGGGUCACUCGCAAGUUCGUUGGCAUCAGUCACUGUCCGAAACAACAAAGCUCAGGAUCUUGAGAUCUUGAGUGUAGAGCCAGCUCUGAAUGACUCUGCUACAACCGUGAUGCGGAAAUCUAGCGUCGUCAUAUCCGCCGGACAAACCAGACCAAUACUCUUCGAUGUCACACUAGGUGACCCGAGUACUCCAUCCAUUGGAAUUCGCAUACAGUACCGCCAAGUCAAACCUGCCAGCUUUCCGUCUUUUCUAGAAGUCUCUCAGACACUCACUCAUCGUUCAAUCUAUGAGCCACACAAGAUUACCUACCUCCAUCCAGGUUCUAUUCUGUCCUAUGCUAUGUUAAGGCCACCCUCCAAAAAGGCGAUUCAAGGUUCCAACAAGAUAUCAACCUUUCCCAUACUUUUGGGACUGCAUGGAGCUGGAGUCGAGGCAGAUAAUGAUAUGGUGGCGCAUGCUCUUGACCCUGUUCCAGAUCUCAAAACUUGGGUUCUCUUCCCUACUGGUGUGACGCCGUGGAGUGGGGAUGAUUGGCAUAACUGGGGUUUUGCGGAUGUAGAGGCUGCUGUCAACUACAUCCCCAAAUGGGUUGAAGCUGUGGAAUGGCAAGGCCCUGGUGCUGAUAUUGAUCGUUGGCUUGUCAUGGGGCACUCGAAUGGUGGCCAAGGGGCCUGGUAUACAUUGACUCAUCGACCAAGCAAAGUCAUCGCCGCUGCCGCUCUCUCCGGAUAUUCAUCUAUACAAAACUACGCCCCAUAUGUUCUUUGGCAGCCCAUGGACCCGCAACGCUCUGCCAUUCGCGACGGCACCUUGAAUAGCUACCGCCACGAACUGCUCAUGGAAAACUGCAAAGGCAUCCCAAUCUUGCAGCAGCACGGUGCACUGGAUGACAACGUACCAACGUAUCAUUCUAGGCUUCUCAGCCAGCUUCUACUCCAAGCUAACGGAACUUCUCGAUACUACGAGCUGCCAGACAAGGGUCAUUGGUUUGAUGGCAUUAUGACCACUCCACCCCUAAUCGAUUUCUAUAACGAGCAAACAGGUAAGACGCUUGGGGAUCAAGAAUUGCAAUCAUUCAGCCUGGUCGUGGGAAGUCCCGCGGACACAGGCUCGAAAGGAGGCUUUCGGGUGACCCAACUUGAGACGCCUGGUCAGUAUGGCAAAGUAGACGUCGUGUUCGAUGAAGCAACGGCAACAUACCGAGUGACUACCUCGAAUGUGUUGAGCCUGGAAGUUGACGACCGGCGGUUUCCUUCUGGGCUUUUUCUGAUCAUAGACGGUCAAGACUAUCAUGAGCUUGGUGGACCGUUACGGCUUCAGGAAGAUAAAGUCGAUCUUUGGAGAGCUACAGACGGGCAAUGGAAGGUCGAUAAUAAACAGCCCAAUCUCCUGCUCCGCAGCGGCCGGCAACUUGGGGCUAUGGACGCCAUACUACGAACGUCUGGCCACUUUUCCAUCCGAUACCAGCGCAGUGAGGCCUCGGGUAUAGCACUUCAGAUCUCCCGCAACCUCUACCAAUACUUCUCUGCCGACGCCGCCAUUGUGGAAACUAGAAAGCAAACGGAUCACGCUCCGGGCAAUGUCAUCACUGUUGGCAUUGGCGGCGAUGUGCAUGCUGGCGCCCAUCCCUUCUUCCCCAUUGAACUGUCAUCGUCUGGCCUGUCGAUUCGAGAGCCUGGCGGCCGGAUGAGGGAGCAUGGCGGUGGAGGGGGGCUGUCGGCCAUCUUCUUGCGUCCUCUACCCGACGAGCGGCUCGAGCUAGUGGUGUGGGGAGUGAAUAAGGCGAGCCUGGCCGUUGCGGCUCGGCUCGUCCCGAUGCUGACCGGCGUCGGGCAGCCGGAUUUUGUGGUGAUGCGGCAGGACUGUCUGUGGAAGGGGGUCGAAGGUGCAGUGGCGAUGGGCUUCUUCGACCACGAGUGGAAUGUCACGAAGACGGCCGUCUUGCGCUGAGGGCCCUGUAGGUUGGUGAAGUGGAAUAGCUGCCCGUAGACAUAAUCAAUUACACGGUAAGGGUGCAGCGAGCCCGUGGUGACGUCGUUGGCCGCCCGCACGGCGCGUCUUGUUGUUCCGGAUGGAGGAUAAAUAUCGCGUCUCGCCCUCCACCUGCUUCCUUCCGCACCCACAACACACACGCUCCUUCAUCGCCCACACUCCUUGACUCUCUCGAUUUUGCCUU
This is a messenger RNA of Mytilinidion resinicola, 2940 nucleotides long. RefSeq lists its product as uncharacterized. Gene Ontology annotation, molecular function: serine-type peptidase activity. The coding region runs from base 138 to 2714 and encodes 858 amino acids. The transcript is spliced from 7 exons. The record is from RefSeq and is a predicted model, not a curated record. NCBI's taxonomy places the organism in Eukaryota, Fungi, Ascomycota, Dothideomycetes, Mytilinidiales, Mytilinidiaceae. Gene Ontology annotation, biological process: proteolysis.